This is a messenger RNA of Drosophila grimshawi, 1735 nucleotides long. RefSeq lists its product as uncharacterized. NCBI's taxonomy places the organism in Eukaryota, Metazoa, Arthropoda, Insecta, Diptera, Drosophilidae. The transcript has 4 exons. The record is from RefSeq and is a predicted model, not a curated record. The coding region runs from base 79 to 1593 and encodes 504 amino acids.
UGGGUAUGUUGGUAAUAAAAUGACGCUCGCAGGCGAAUUUCUUCUUAAACAUUAUUGUGAAAUCGAUUGGAAAACACCAUGUCAACAUUUGGAGCUGAAGUGGAUGCAAUUUGGCCACCAGUCGAUGAAGGUGCGGUGCCAAAAAUUACCCCAUUUGGCCGACGCCUGCUGGAGCAAUGCAAAUCGGUGAAGCAGCCCGAUCCAGAUGCCACUGUGGAUAUGUCUGCAUUCAUGCAGAGAUCAACGGACUUUCCGCUCGAGUUUGGCGUGGAGAGCUGCCGGGUGAGAAGUCAGCCGACGUCGCGUCAUGAGUGCAUUGGCAAGCAGAUCUCAUCCGCCUAUCCGGUGAUACACGAGCGCACCCUGGCCCUCUAUCUGCAGUAUCUGGAGCACAAGAGGCUGUACGGCAACGUUGUGGAGUUCCGCAUCUAUCGCAAUCUGUCACUGAUCGACUUCGUGCAGCGUCUGCUGACCAAGCGCUGCGCCAGCUUCUUUGCGCGCAACGAUAAAUAUUUGCUGAUGAGCGGGCUGCGUGCAGCGGGUGGCUUUGAGCCGAUUGGCACGCUCGAGGAGACGGCGCCGCUGUGUCUGCAGCAUGUGCUCAGCUACGAUGAUAUCAAGCUGUCGGCGCUACUCUCUGUCAGCUCGCACACGGAGUUCAUCAAUGAGGGCGAGCGCACCAAUUGCGGCCGUGUCACGCGCAAUCGCCAAAGCCUGGUGCCGGCUGGUGUGAUUAUUGGCCUGAUUGGAGCGCGCCUCUCCCGCCGCAAUCUAAUGGAAUUCCAGGACAUUGUCAUUGCGCGCACACAGAACACCAAGGAAAAUGGCUAUGGCCAGGCCUUGGAUGCGUCCGCCAAAACUCGCGCCGAAGACUAUCGCCGCUUGUGGCGCAACUUUUACGAGACGCGCGAUCACAUCCACGCCACUGUUAGCAUCGAUGGCCAGCGCUUUGGCUCAUCGGCCAACAAGCAGGAUAUAUUCGACAAUCUGGUCAUGAAGCGUCGCUAUGCCAUCAGCUUUGACCUGCUGCUGCUGGAGGCGCAGGCUCGGGCCGCCAGUGCCGGCAAGCCGGCGUACAUCCAUGUCGUCGGCUUUGGCCUGGGCGUGUGGAUGGUGGCGCCGCAGCAGGAGCAAAUCUUUCUCGAGACCUUCGAGCAGCGACUGCGCGCGUUGAGCAGUCGCCUCACCCACAUUGGCGUCGUUCACUUCUCGUGGUUUAAGCUUGCCCGUUGUGGUGGCCUCCACGACGGCGCUGUGCUCAAGUGCUCCACUCAUCCACAGGGCGGCAUCCGUGUGCAUCUGUCGAAACGGAAUCCGGCGGCGAAACUCAGCCAGCCGGAGCAUGAGGACAUGCUGCUGGUUGUCUCCUAUGCCUGGGAUGGCAAUGCUCUGCCUGGCAAUGAGUUCUGGAUGAAAAUGCUGAAAUCAACGGGAGACUCCUCGACAGCCUGCUCCACGCUGAUUACAGAGCUGCACAAUCCGCAUAUUAACACCGACUACUGCAGUGGCCAGAAUCUUCACAUUGCCUCCCAGAAAUACGGCGUCAUCCACAUUUCCGAAUAUGCGAAGCGCCUGCUGACAGACUCUGAAUAAAUAUUAUACAUACGAUCGUACGUAACCCGCGAAAAUUCAAAAUUCGCGAUACUUUUUGAACACACCUCGUAUAUACAGUUGAAAACGGGCUUAACCGACUGCGUAAUACUUUGAUACCAAUAAAUAGUACCAUCUAAUAACA